Molecule: messenger RNA, 1428 nt
Organism: Colossoma macropomum (tambaqui)
Lineage: Eukaryota; Metazoa; Chordata; Actinopteri; Characiformes; Serrasalmidae
Gene: gabrzb
Product: gamma-aminobutyric acid receptor subunit pi
Exons: 9
Coding region: 28-1419 (463 amino acids)
Biological process (GO): nervous system process; regulation of membrane potential; signal transduction
Cellular component (GO): synapse; neuron projection; GABA-A receptor complex
Molecular function (GO): GABA-A receptor activity; neurotransmitter receptor activity; extracellular ligand-gated monoatomic ion channel activity
Source: RefSeq, a predicted model, not a curated record
UUUAGCAGACACCUGCUCUCAUCUGCAAUGAUGACUGUGAUCCCUUCCUGGUUCCCUCUGUUUGUUUUCAUCCUUUUCAACAGGAUCUUUGAGAACUCGCUGCUGAGUGCUGAGGUGAAGGAGGGAGAGAUUCUGCCUCCCACCAUCCAGAAGCUGAUGAAAGGAUACAACAAGUACCUCAGGCCUUUCUUUGACAAUGGUCCAGUCACCGUGGGCAUGAGUUUGGACAUUGCUAGCAUUGACACUAUAUCAGAGAUCAACAUGGAUUACACAGCCACCAUCUUCCUGAGACAGAGGUGGACAGAUGAGAGGCUUGUGUUUGAAGGGAAUAAGAGCUUAAGUCUUGAUGGCCGUCUGGUGGAACUUCUGUGGGUUCCAGACACCUUCAUCGUGGACUCCAAGAAGUCCUUCCUGCAUGAUAUCACCGUGGAGAACCGGCUGAUCCGAAUCUUCCCCAAUGGGACUGUGCUUUAUGCUCUCCGGAUCACCACCACUGUGGCCUGCAACAUGGAUUUGACUAAGUACCCUAUGGAUAAGCAGACAUGCACCCUCCAACUAGAAAGCUGGGGAUAUAACAUCAAUGAUGUGAUGUUUUACUGGACGAGAGGAAAUGAAUCAGUCAGUGGAUUGGAUACUCUGCGCCUGGCCCAGUACACUGUAGAAGAUCAUUACACGUCUGUCUCAGAGGCAGUGUAUGAAACAGGUAACUAUCCGAAACUCGUCUUCCACUUCGAGCUGAAGCGAAGCAUUCUGUACUUCAUCCUGGAAACCUAUGUGCCCUCCAGUCUGCUAGUCGUCCUGUCCUGGGUGUCCUUCUGGAUCAGUCAGUCAUCAGUGCCAGCCCGCAUAUGCAUAGGAGUAACCACAGUCUUAACGAUGACCACUCUGAUGAUGGGAGCCAGGACGUCUCUGCCCAAUGCUAACUGCUUCAUCAAGGCUAUAGACGUGUAUCUGGGAAUUUGUUUCAGUUUCAUCUUUGGGGCAUUGAUAGAGUACGCUGUUGCUCACUUCUGCACACUCCACCACCCAGAUUGCAACAAUGCACUUAUGUAUGGAGGACACCACAUGCAUGACUGUGAUGAUGAUAUGAACGGCAUCGUCACAACCAUUGCCAGUGACUCCAGACGAUCUAAGCGAUGUAAGGAUUCUCCAACCCCGGCUCCUGCACCGACCCCUACAGGAGAGCCUGGAGUCGUACCCCCCAGCCCUACUUCCCCAGAGGCUAAGCCCCCAGAGGCCCUGACGGAGCCCCUGAACCGCUGUCUUAAAAACUUAUCCCUCAUAAGACAGAUACUACGCUCUGUGAACUGCUGUCACGUGGAGAAUCCACAUUACAUAGACAACUACUCCCGUGUAACGUUUCCACUGUCCUUCGUCAUAGUCAACCUGCUGUACUGGACUUACUACCUGUACUUGUAACACACCAGA